Messenger RNA from Mustela lutreola (European mink), 3905 nucleotides. It is a transcript of the gene USH1C, whose product is annotated as USH1 protein network component harmonin. The record is from RefSeq and is a predicted model, not a curated record. NCBI's taxonomy places the organism in Eukaryota, Metazoa, Chordata, Mammalia, Carnivora, Mustelidae. Gene Ontology annotation, biological process: inner ear auditory receptor cell differentiation; inner ear receptor cell stereocilium organization; inner ear morphogenesis. Gene Ontology annotation, molecular function: protein binding. Gene Ontology annotation, cellular component: stereocilia ankle link complex; plasma membrane; photoreceptor inner segment.
CCCGCCCCCACAGCUCCCGGGGCCGGCGGAUCUCCCGUGAGGCUCCCGCCGGCUUGCAGCGACCCGGCAUCCGAAGGAGCGAGCUGUGUAGCGACUCCAUCUGUGUAGCGGCUCGAUCUGGCGCAGCCAUGGACCGGAAGGUGGCUCGAGAAUUCCGGCACAAGGUGGAUUUUCUGAUUGAAAAUGAUGCAGAGAAGGACUAUCUUUAUGACGUGCUGCGGAUGUAUCAUCAAACCAUGGAUGUGGCCGUGCUCGUGGGGGACCUGAAGCUGGUCAUCAAUGAACCUAGCCGCCUGCCACUGUUCGACGCCAUCAGGCCCCUGAUCCCUCUGAAACACCAGGUGGAGUACGACCAGCUGACACCCCGGCGCUCCAGGAAGCUGAAGGAGGUGCGCCUGGACCGUCUGCAUCCCGAAGGCCUCGGCCUCAGCGUUCGUGGGGGCCUCGAGUUCGGCUGCGGGCUCUUCAUCUCCCACCUCAUCAAAGGCGGUCAGGCAGACAAUGUCGGGCUCCAGGUAGGGGAUGAGAUUGUGCGGAUCAAUGGCUACUCCAUCUCCUCCUGCACCCACGAGGAGGUCAUCAACCUCAUCCGCACCAAGAAGACUGUGUCCAUCAAAGUGAGACACAUCGGCCUGAUUCCUGUGAAGAGCUCCCCAGAGGAACCCCUCAAAUGGCAGUACGUGGAUCAGUUUGUGUCGGAAUCUGGGGGUGGGCAAAGUAGCCUGGCCUUCCCCGGCAGUCGGGAAAACAAGGAGAAGAAGGUCUUCAUCAGCCUAGUAGGAUCCCGGGGCCUUGGCUGCAGCAUUUCCAGUGGGCCUGUCCAGAAACCUGGCAUCUUUAUCAGCAAUGUGAAGCCUGGCUCCCUGUCUGCCGAAGUGGGGUUGGAGACAGGGGACCAGAUUGUCGAAGUCAAUGGCAUCGACUUCUCCAACUUGGACCACAAGGAGGCCGUGAACGUGCUGAAGAGUAGCCGCAGCCUGACCAUCUCCAUCGUAGCUGGAGCCGGCCGGGAGUUGUUCCUGACAGACCGGGAGCGGCUGGAGGAGGCCCGGCAGCGCGAGCUGCAGCGGCAGGAGCUUCUCAUGCAGAAGCGGCUGGCGAUGGAGUCCAACAAGAUCCUCCAGGAGCAGCAGGAGAUGGAGCGACAAAGGAAAAAGGAAAUUGCCCAGAAGGCAGCAGAGGAGAAUGAAAGAUACCGGAAGGAGAUGGAACAGAUUAUAGAAGACGAGGAAAAGUUCAAGAAGCAGUGGGAAGAAGACUGGGGUUCAAAGGAACAGCUGCUCUCACCUAAAACCAUCACCGCUGAAGCGCACCCAGUACCCCUUCGCAAGCCUAAAUCCUUUGGGUGGUUUUAUCGUUACGAUGGCAAAUUCCCGACCAUCCGCAAGAAAGGAAAGGAUAAGAAGAAAGCCAAGUAUGACAGCCUGCAGGAGUUGAGAAAGAAUAAGAAGGAACUAGAGUUUGAGCAAAAACUUUACAAAGAGAAAGAGGAAAUGCUGGAAAAGGAAAAACAACUGAAGAUCAACCGUCUGGCCCAGGAGGUGUCUGAGACCGAGCGGGAAGACCUUGAGGAAUCGGAAAAGAUUCAGUAUUGGGUGGAAAGGCUCUGUCAGACGCGCCUUGAGCAGAUUUCCUCUGCUGAUAAUGAGAUUUCGGAGAUGACCACGGGGCCACCGCCUCCCCCGCCUUCUGUGUCUCCCCUGGUCCCACCCCUGAGACGUUUCGCAGGCGGGCUGCACCUCCACACCACUGACCUGGAUGACAUCCCCUUGGACAUGUUCUACUAUCCCCCCAAGACUCCCUCCGCCUUACCUGUGAUGCCCCACCCUCCACCCUCCACCCCAUCGCCCAAGGUCCCUGCACCCCCAGUCCUUCCGUCAUCAGGCCACGUGUGUGCCUCAUCUUCACCCUGGGUGCAACGCACUCCACCCCCCAUCCCCAUCCCUCCCCCACCAUCUGUUCCCACCCAAGACCUGACUCCUACCCGCCCGCUACCCUUGGCACUGGAAGAGGCACUGGGCAACCACCCCUUCCGUGCUGGGGACACAGGAAAUCCCACAGAGGACUGGGAGGCAAAGAACCACAGUGGGAAGCCCACUAGCUCCCCUGUUCCUGAACGGAGCUUCCCACCCACCCCAAAGACAUUUUGCCCAAGCCCACAGCCUCCACGAGGCCCUGGCGUGUCCACUAUCUCCAAGCCCGUCAUGGUCCACCAGGAGCCCAACUUCAUCUACAGGCCAGCUGUGAAAUCCGAGGUCCUGCCACAGGAGAUGUUGAAGAGGAUGGUGGUUUACCAGACAGCGUUCAGACAAGAUUUCCGGAAAUAUGAGGAAGGCUUUGACCCCUACUCCAUGUUCACUCCAGAGCAGAUCCUAGGGAAGGAUGUCCGACUCCUGCGCAUUAAGAAGGAGGGAUCCUUAGAUCUGGCCCUGGAAGGUGGUGUGGACUCCCCGAUCGGGAAGGUGGUCGUCUCGGCUGUGUAUGAGGGGGGAGCUGCUGAGCGACAUGGUGGCAUUGUGAAAGGGGAUGAGGUCAUGGCGAUCAAUGGCAAGAUCGUGACAGACUACACCUUGGCUGAGGCUGAGGCCACCCUGCAGAAGGCCUGGAGUCAGGGGGGCUUCUUCCCACAGGACUGGAUCGACCUCGUUGUUGCUGUCUGCCCUCCAAAGGAGUACGACGAUGAGCUCUCUGCUCUUCCCUCCUCCGCAGCCGAAAGCCCACCAGUCCGAAAGGUCCUUGAAGUCCGUGCUCCCAUGCCUAGACAUGGGUUCCUCCUUCAGCUGGAGCCUGACAGCCCCCCACGGUGAAUAGGCAGGUGGGCUGCAGGGCCCUGCCUGUCCAUGCUGUGUGCAGUGGCCGUCUACUGUCCAUGCUGGCGGGUUCUUUGGACUGGGGUCUGGAGGGCUGCACAAGGCACCAUCCCUGGAAUGCCAUCCAGGCCUGCUGUUGGCCACCCUGGAAUUUUGUCCAACUCAAAGACCCUCCUAUGCUCACUUCGGCAACACAUAUACUAAAAUUCAAAGACCCUCCUGCUCAGGGAAGGGAAGCAGAGCCCAGUCUAUAGCAUGCUCGGGACCUGGGUACCCUGACUCACCACAGACCCUGUGGGGGCACCCACAGGAGUGGGAUGGAACAGUGAGCACCAUUCUCUGGUGGGCACAGACAGUGCUUCAAACCAGACAUGACGGGCUGGGUAAGCCCACGGGAGUACAGCCUGGAUUUCCCCAUAGAGGGAUCCCCUCCCUGGGAACACCAUCCUCUGGGAGCCCCUGCUCCACUGGGCCCCCAAGCUUGGGCAAUUCAGGCUUGUCCAAAGAACCAGGGUUGGCCUCUCAGAGCUGUUCCUGUCCUGUUGUGACUUGUCAUGGCCUGAGCCCAGCUUGGACCAAACUGUGCCUUCUCUCUCCCUUGGCUCCAGCUCCCUUGACAGUGUCCUCUGGGGGACACUGUGGAGCCCAGUUUGGCGCUGUGUUUCCCACUCUGUGACAGAGCUGUGCUCAUGGACAGAGCUGGCAGGUGGCCAUGAGCUGGUGUUUGGUGUGGCCUGAGGCCCACAACUGGCAGUAUCUGGGGCAGACCCAAGCCGGGACUUGUUGACUUUUCUGUUACAAGUUUCUCAAAACAUUAGGGCCUCAUGCUCCCAGGACAGUUGGCCUGCUCUGCCAUGGCUCCUGGGAUGGCCUCCAUGGCCCUCUGUUUUCUGCCACUUGUCCUGUGCUCUUCAUGAGGGACCCUAGCCCCUCUGCCUUCUGGUCCCCUCCUAGCUUAUCCCACGUAUCCCUCUGCCAUCCCCGGCCUCCCGUGUGCUGUGGCUAUGGCUGCCGUGUGGGACUUGGGGUCCACCUUGGGCCGCCAGGGAGGGUGUCCCUGGGAUGAGUGUGUACCCACAAGGCCUGCACCCGCCU